AUGAUCUUGCGAGGUCUUGGCGGAUUUGUUGGGGUAGCCGGUCAAUACUUUGCGCUAAUGUAUUUAUCAGUUUCUGAUACGGUGGUGAUGAGCUUUUUGGCACCUACAGUGACAUCGUGGAUGGCAUAUGUCUUUCUGGGCGAGUCGUAUACUCGGCUGGAAGCAAUAUGUGGGGCAACUGCUUUCUUGGGAGUCGUUUUAGUUGCUCGGCCCUCCUUCAUAUUUCACGGGUAUGAAACUAAAUCCGGUGAAGAUGCUCCUGACGGUACUCCAGUAAUUGAAUCAAGUUCUGCCACUUUGAGACUCAUCGGAACAUGUGCAAUUCUUUUGUCUUGUUUCGGAACAGGCGUGUCGAUGUGCUCUAUGCGGAAAAUCGGAUUCCAUGCCCACCCUCUUCUUACAGUCUCCAUUUUCGCUCUUAUAACCUUCAUUUUAUCAUCUGCUGGAGUAAUAAUUUUUCAGCUACCAUUGCAGAUUCCUCAUACCCUGAAACAAUGGCUCCUUCUUUCAACAGUUGGCAUAGCAGGCUUUGUUAUGCAGUAUCUUUCGACGAUGGGUAUGCAGCGUGAGAAAGCCGCUAGAGCUAUGUCUAUGUCAUAUACGCAGUUGCUUUAUACAACUGUUCUAGAGUACGUUCUCUUUAAUCAUCUUCCCAGUCCGCUGACUAUUCUCGGAUCAUCAAUCAUCAUUGGAUCAGUGAUGAUCAUCAUCCUAUAUAAGCCAGAGGAGGAUGAGGACGAAAACCUUGACACCGAGUUAUCAUUAUACGAAGACACAAAUUCGAUGAACUCCUCCGACUCCGAUAAAUAA
Molecule: messenger RNA, 810 nt
Organism: Ogataea polymorpha
Lineage: Eukaryota; Fungi; Ascomycota; Pichiomycetes; Pichiales; Pichiaceae
Exons: 1
Coding region: 1-810 (269 amino acids)
Cellular component (GO): membrane
Source: RefSeq, a predicted model, not a curated record